CACCAACGUUACGUAACAACUCCUCCCGUCUCAACCCAUCAGCCACUGUUUGCUAAGUGGCUAGCUCCAGCAAAUGUGGGUGUAAUGGACAGAUGCAGCCGUUAACAUUCGCGAAAUAACCCGCCUGUCAAUUCGUCAACCUCCUUACAACCACAGAGAUGUUUGGCAGGUCACGGAGCUGGGUUGGAGGGCAGGGGAAAGCGAAGAAUAUCCAUUCCCUGGAACAUUUAAAGUACAUGUACCAUGUCUUAACCAAAAACACUACAGUGACAGACCACAACCGCAACCUUCUGGUGGAGACCAUCCGCUCCAUCACAGAGAUCCUCAUCUGGGGGGACCAGAAUGACAGCUCUGUAUUUGACUUCUUCCUAGAGAAGAACAUGUUUGCAUUCUUCCUUAACAUCCUGCGGCAGAAGUCAGGUCGUUAUGUGUGCGUUCAGCUUCUCCAGACUCUGAACAUACUCUUUGAGAACAUCAGACACGAAACAUCUCUGUAUUACUUAUUAUCAAACAACCAUGUGAACUCCAUCAUCGUCCACAAGUUUGACUUUUCAGACGAGGAGAUCAUGGCCUACUAUAUCUCCUUCCUCAAGACACUGUCGCUCAAACUCAACAAUCACACGGUGCACUUCUUCUACAAUGAGCACACAAAUGACUUUGCCCUGUACACCGAGGCCAUAAAGUUCUUCAACCACCCUGAAAGCAUGGUCCGCAUCGCAGUCCGCACCAUCACCCUCAACGUAUACAAAGUGGACAACCAGCACAUGCUGCAUUACAUCAGAGAUAAGACAGCGGUACCAUAUUUCAGCAACUUGGUCUGGUUUAUCGGCAGCCAUGUUAUUGAACUGGACAAAUGUGUGCAAACCGAUGAAGAGCACAAAAAUCGAGGCAAAUUAAGCGACCUGGUAGCCGAGCACCUCGACCAUCUCCACUACCUGAACGACAUCCUCAUCAUAAACUGUGAAUUCCUCAAUGAUGUUUUGACGGACCACCUCCUCAACCGCUUGUUCUUACCUCUUUAUGUGUUCUCAUUGGUGAGCCAAGAAACGCAUGAAGAGCGAAAGAUCAACCCUCAGGUGUCCCUCUACUUGCUGUCACAAGUAUUUCUCAUCAUCCACUAUCAACCCCUCGUCAACGCCCUGGCUGAUGUCAUCUUCAACGGAGACCUAUCUGUCUUCAUCCCACAGGCGGGCCUUCACAACACACACAAAAACACUGCUAGUUCCGGAGCUGUGCGUCGCUUUACCAAGCCACCGGAAUCUUUGGAGCGCUCACUGGAGCUCUCCCGCCACCGUGGCCGCAAGAGAACGCAGAAGAGGCCAAACUACAAGAACCUUGGCGAGGAAGAUGAUGACGGGGGUGCCGGGGGAGGAGGAGGAGGAAGCGGCAGCAACCGGGAAGGGGCUGAUGAGAGUUGGGACGAUAGUGGCCGAGAGAGGGAGAAGGGAAAAGGUACAGAGGUUGUUGGGAGUUCUAAGGGGAGCAGAGCGAGUGGGGAAACGGCGGAAGAAAUAGAGAUGGUGGUAAUGGAGCCAUGUAAGGUGUCGGAGUUGACCGAGCAAAAUAUCACGGACGAAGAGAAGACUGCAGCAGCCACGCGCACGCAAAGAAGCAGGCCUCUCCUGGAAAUGGUUUACAGUGCCCUCGACUGCACUCACGACGACUACCAUGCCCUGUUUGUCCUCUGCUUGCUUUAUGCGGUUUCACACAGCAAAGGUAUAAACCGUGACCUUCUCGAGCGACUGCAGUUGCCAGUCCCGGACCAGGAACGAAGCUGUUAUAGUUUGGUACUUGCAGAAAGGUUGAUCAGAGUAAUGAGCCAGGCAGCACGACCGGACGGUCGAGUCCGUCUUGCUACCUUGGAGCUCAGCUGCCUAUUAUUAAAACAGUCUGUGUUGUCUGGAAGUCCGUGUAUCAUCAAAGAUGUUCAUCUGGCCUGCUUGGAGGGGGCGAGAGAGGAAAGUCUCCACUUACUGCGGCGAUUUUACAGGGGCGAGGAGAUCUUUCUGGACAUGUUUGAAGAUGAAUACAGAAGUAUGACGAGUAAACCGCUGAAUGUGGAAUAUCUGAUGAUGGAUGCCUCCAUACUCUUGCCGCCCACCGGCACACCUCUGACCGGUAUCGACUUUGUCAAAAGGUUGCCUUGUGGAGAUGUGGAGAAGACGCGGAGGGCCAUACGUGUGUUUUUCAUGCUGAGGUCAUUAUCGCUGCAGCUUCAAGGAGAACCUGAGACACAGCUGCCUCUCACCAGAUCUGAGGAUCUUAUUAAGACUGAUGAUGUCUUAGACCUCAAUAACAGCGACUUGAUAGCAUGUAUGGUGGUCAGUAAAGAUGGCGGCCAGGCUCAACGAUUCCUCGCUGUCGAUGUUUAUCAGAUGAGUUUGGUGGAACCAGAAACCAAACGGCUCGGCUGGGGUGUUGUCAAGUUUGCUGGCCUAUUGCAGGACAUGCAGGUGUCUGGCGUGGAAGACGACAGCCGAGCUUUAAACAUCGUCAUACACAAGCCCAGUUCCAACCCGCAUGCCAAGCCGCUGCCCAUCCUACAGGCCAACUUCAUCUUCGCCGACCACAUCCGCUGCAUCAUCGCCAAGCAAAGACUCGCCAAAGGCCGCAUUCAAGCCCGACGCAUGAAAAUGCAAAGAAUAUCAGCUCUUCUAGACUUGCCUGUGCAGCCAAGUACAACUGAGGUGCUGGGUUUCGGACAGACCGCCAACGCCUCCCCCAGCGGCCUCCCUUUCCGUUUCUACGAGCAGUCAAGGCGAGCGCCCAAUGAUCCCACAGCCAGCAGAGCAGUCUUUGGCUCAGUUGAUAAAGUCCCAGGCUUUGCCGUGGCUCACUGUGUGUCGCAACACACACCCUCUCCUCUGUCCUCCCCUUCGACUCCGUCCAGUGGGAGUGGAAGCACAGGACGAUGCGACUCGGUUACCACGAGCACCAUUUCAGCUCAGAGCCCCACAGAUGACGGCACAUUUUUGGAAAACACUCCUCCGUCCUCGUCCUGCGGAGAAGGCGAGGGAAGCGUCGGGGACUUAACGAGCACCCCCUCCACCCAAGGCCCGCCGCCGACCUUGGCGCCCAGCCUCACCCCGGCCUCCCAACCCACAAUCUCCCUCCUCACCGACAGCAACGCCGACAACCUGAGCGUGGAAUCGCUGACGUUGCUGCCCCCCGCGGACUCGCCGCACCUCCACCCCUGCGCCAAUCCCCUCGCUGCCCCCGCCUCCUUUCUCAUGAGACUGGAUGAGCAGAGUGAUGAAGAGAAAGAGGAGGCGAGGAAAGGAGAGCAAGAGGCAGAAGUCUCGCCGAUGGAGCACACUGAGGCGGAUGGGACUUUGAGAGACAUGGAGGCGCUCAUAUCCGUAGUCGAGGAUCCACUGGGUGAAGAUGAGUCAGAGGAGAGGCGAGACUCACCUCAGCUGGAGGAAGAGGAAACACAAAAUGGAGAAAAGCACACGGAAACACCUAAUUCACUGGAACUGGACUAACAACCCUGGCACACUUGAACAAAUUCCCCACUCAUCCAGACGUCAUUGACGUGUCGAAGCACCCGGCUUGGCAGCGGGCCAUUCGCGUGCCGUAACCUGCAGGUCAUGCAUGACGUCUACAAAGGCCUUUCCGUUUUCACACAAAGACAGCCUGUGGAACGGAACCGGUGGCAGACUCAAAGCACAUUUGAGGGUUUCACACACAUGAGUUUUUGCGCACGUAUCCAAGCGUGUAACCAGCAGCUUUUUUUUUUAGUAACUCCCAAUUGACGGGAUUGUCACAUGCGAUACUGCUGAUGCAAGAUUUUAAAAGAUCUAUUUUUUAAGUCUUACGUUCACAUAACCACUGAAGUUUUGUCAUUCACACGCUGCUGCACAAGCCUUUUAUGCACUAUUGUGUGCGCAGUCUCAAUUCAUUCAUCUUGGAUGUACUGUACACGUGCUGCGUCUGAAUUAGGAGAACUUCUAACAUCGAGUGAAUUGGAGAUUCAGAGCCAACAAAGUCCAACUUCCUUGGAAUCUGUUUCACAGCUUGAGUUUUUUCCUGGAGAAAUGUUACAGCUGAACGUGCUUUGUCACGCCACAUCUGCUAAAGUCAUCUCUGGUUCUGAAUGUUUUUUUUGUCAUGUGCUUUACAUUUGGGAGCCUGCAGGCAUAAUAAGACGUGAAAGAGUAAGAAUUGAGUGGCUUAACCAUUCUCAUUCCUCUAAUAGCUUGAUUCGACCUUACUAGAAUUCGCAAAGCUUCACAUGACCACAAAAAAAAAAAAAAGAUGCUCAUCAGAACUUAUGACAGUGCGGAGCAGAUCUGUGCCUACGGCAAUAAACAAGUUUUUGUGAAGGUCAAAAACGAAUGUGACGCACAACUUAACCCUCCUUAUUACCACGUUAACUUUACCUUUGGCUUUUCAGCCCCGUCUCAUCUUCUGUGCCAUCCAUCUGGCUUUUUUUUUCUCCCCCCCCCAUCCUAAAUUCUUCCCAGUUGAAUUAGUAAUUGUGAAACUGAAAGCAAUACUCUUCUCUCACCCUCAUCUCGCUGCUGUGAAUAGCACCAGAGUGAUCAUGUUUAAAAAGAAAAAGAGACUUUAAAACACAAAAUGCUCCCGUGGCACUUUUGUUCUCCAUCUCGAAGAUGUGUCGCCUUGACUACAUGCCAUUACAAGCUGCCAUUUCGUAUCUGAUUGUAGUGUGUGUGUGUGUGUGUGUGUGUGUGUGUGCGUGCGCUGUAAAUGCUUCUGCCUUUUAAACAUGUAAGUAUUGUUAAUGACUUUGAAAGAGAGGAAUAAAUAAAGAGCUGCAAUAAAUUAUUCUACCUAACAA
This is a messenger RNA of Syngnathus typhle (broad-nosed pipefish), 4804 nucleotides long. It is a transcript of the gene clec16a, whose product is annotated as C-type lectin domain containing 16A. The record is from RefSeq and is a predicted model, not a curated record. Gene Ontology annotation, biological process: endosomal transport; regulation of autophagosome maturation; endosome to lysosome transport. The transcript has 23 exons. Bases 159 to 3485 code for a protein of 1108 amino acids. Lineage: Eukaryota; Metazoa; Chordata; Actinopteri; Syngnathiformes; Syngnathidae. Gene Ontology annotation, cellular component: late endosome; endolysosome membrane.